CCUACCCGAUCCCGACGAAUCCUGAAUCCGCCCAAUUUCUUGCGGCUGCGACCGAUCCCGACUUCUCGGCCAUCAUGCCCAAGUACUUUUGCGACUACUGCGACACCUACCUGACGCACGACUCGCCGUCCGUGCGGAAAACCCAUUGCGCCGGACGCAAGCACAAAGAGAACGUCAAGUUCUACUACCAAAAGUGGAUGGAAGAGCAAGCCCAGAGCCUCAUCGACGCCACCACAGCCGCUUUCAAAGCCGGGAAGUUGCCCAACGCAAGCGGACCCGGUGGAGUGGCCAUCCCGCCGCCCGGCGCCAUGGGUCAUGGCCCGCCCGGCAUGGGAGGACCCCCUAUGCCAGGUGGACCGCCGAUGGGGGGGCCUAUGGGCGGACCACCUAUGAUGGGCGGACCACCUCGUCCCGGAAUGGGCGGACCGCCGCAUGGGAUGGGGAUGGGCCCCCCGCCCGGCAUGGGCGCGCCCAUGCCGGGCGGUAUGCCGCCUAAUAUGCGGCCCCCGUAUGCACCGCCCAUGGGGGGUCCACCCAUGAUGUUUUGAAUCCGCGGAAUGUUAAGUGAGACCUUGUCGCAUGAGUGUGUGACAUAGUCGGGAGUGUUAGCUUGCUUGUGUCUCAUUUUCAAGGAUAAUUAUGAAGAAGAAUACACGUCUGAUUGCUUGUGAACAACAACAACAACAAUGUUUGACCGAAUUGCUUUUCUACGACUUAUAGCCUCAUAUCCUCGCCUGAACGUUUUGCCUCUGCCAAAGGAAUGUACUCACCGGUCCUCCGGUUUGGCUCAAUCAAGAUAAGCUUGUCAUUUUUCUCUUAAUCUUACCGUUAAUGGGCCGCCAUUACAUGAAAUGUGUUGGGUUGAGGAUCACGCCAACUGUUCAUUAGAUAAACGUGUUUGGUGGUGUGGGUGGGACCAGUUUAACCGCUUUCAGCCUCAGAGAACCGUGGGAGGUUUUGCCACGUAGGGUUUUUCUGAUCAUUACAAAUGUGACCUUUAUUGACCGGAUUCCAUCUCGGUUUUUCAUCCUUGUAUAAAGCCGCCCUUAGUCACCCAAAA
This is a messenger RNA of Tigriopus californicus, 1060 nucleotides long. RefSeq names its product U1 small nuclear ribonucleoprotein C-like (gene snRNP-U1-C). Gene Ontology annotation, biological process: spliceosomal snRNP assembly; mRNA splicing, via spliceosome; mRNA 5'-splice site recognition. Gene Ontology annotation, molecular function: pre-mRNA 5'-splice site binding; zinc ion binding. The transcript has a single exon. The coding region runs from base 75 to 548 and encodes 157 amino acids. NCBI's taxonomy places the organism in Eukaryota, Metazoa, Arthropoda, Copepoda, Harpacticoida, Harpacticidae. Gene Ontology annotation, cellular component: nucleus; U1 snRNP. The record is from RefSeq and is a predicted model, not a curated record.